Onthophagus taurus is the source of this 2043-nucleotide messenger RNA. It is a transcript of the gene NELF-B, whose product is annotated as negative elongation factor B. Gene Ontology annotation, biological process: negative regulation of transcription elongation by RNA polymerase II. NCBI's taxonomy places the organism in Eukaryota, Metazoa, Arthropoda, Insecta, Coleoptera, Scarabaeidae. The record is from RefSeq and is a predicted model, not a curated record. Gene Ontology annotation, cellular component: NELF complex; nucleus.
CGUCGUCAUCAAGAGAUGGAGAGAGAGAAGGGGCAGGGGAUUAAAGAGUCUUUUUGACAUUUUCAUUUUACAUCUGAUGCAUGUGUUUUUUUUUAGAGUUACACGAUAUCAAAUAAUAAUGUCCGGAGCUAGGUCGGAAUUUCCACUGGAAGAUGUUAAUAUAAAUGGACCUAAUUACCUUAAACAUGCCUUAACGAGCUGUACAGAUCCUUUGAAAGCAAUUGAAGAGUUUCAAAUCACUAAUGGUAUUUUACUUCCAUCGUUACGACCAAUGCUUCCGCUUCUAGACCUUCACGGUGUGAGAAGACUCGAUUUCCAUACUUCUGUUGUGGAGGCACUUCAAGAAAAACUAAUAUCACACAUAGAUGAAAUAGGCGCAAAAGAAGGAAAAGAACGGGAUAAAAAAUUAAAGGAGCUAUUAAAUAAGAGCUUUCCAGUUGUAAAAGUGAAAGCCCUCAGACCGAUUGUUAUGUGUAUUUUACGAAAUACCGCGCAAAUAGAGGAUCAUUAUCUUAGAGUGUUAGUUAGAGAUCGCGAUUUGUAUAAUGAUACAGAUACGGAGGUGAAAAGACAAAUUUGGAAAGAUAACCAAUCGUUAUUUGGUGAUGAAGUCUCACCUUUAUUAAGCCAAUAUAUUAGUGAAAAAGAAAAUAUUUUAUUUGAUCAUACUAAUAUUACAACACAAUUUUUUGGGCCAUCGCCAAAGGUGAGGAGGCAAGGAGAAGUAGUUCAAAAAUUAGCUCAUAUGAUAGGAAAUAGCGUUAAAUUAUAUGACAUGGUUUUGCAGUUUUUACGAACGCUAUUUUUACGAACAAGGAACGUUCACUAUUGUACGUUACGAGCAGAAUUGUUAAUGGCACUUCAUGAUUUAGAAGUUCAAGACAUCAUUUCCGUGGAUCCGUGUCAUAAAUUCACUUGGUGUCUAGACGCUUGUAUACGUGAGAAAAACGUCGAUAUUAAAAGGUCCAGAGAACUCCAAGGAUUUUUAGAUAAUGUAAAAAGAGGUCAAGAACAAGUUUUAGGAGAUUUAUCGAUGACGUUAUGUGAUCCAUACGCUAUUAAUUUCUUAGCUACAUCUGCUAUUAAAAUUUUGCAAGUAUUAAUUAAUAACGAAGGAAUGCCCAGAGAUAACCCCAUUCUUAUAUUACUACUUCGAAUGUUGGCGUUAGGUUUAAGCGCUUGGGUAAUGAUUGAUUCUCAAGAUUUUAAAGAACCAAAAUUGGAUAGUCAAAUAGUUACAAAAUUCUUACCUGCUUUAAUGUCGCUUAUGGUUGACGAUCAAGUACGCCAAUUAUCCACUAAACUUCCUCACGACGAAAGAGAAGCUGCCAUAACAAUAAUCGAACAUGCAGGUCCACUUCCAGACGCUGUAGAAGCUUACAUUCAAGAAAGCUCUGUAGCCAGUUUAUUAGCAAUGUAUUACACACUUCAUGUUACAAGACACAAAGAUCGAGUUGGAUUAUUAAGAAUACUAGCAGUUUUAGCCAAUUGUAAAGAUGAUAGAGCUUUUGAAGAUCCAUUUUUACAUUCACUAGUUGGUUUGUUAAUACAUGUUCCUGAAGAGUUUGGAACAGCUGAUUUUUGCACCGGUCUCUUUGACGAGUUCUUUUUUGCGGGACUACAAAGAGAUAAUGUUGCAAGGCAUUUAUUGAAGUUAUUAUGGUAUGUUUAUCCGAAAUUGCCAAGCAAUCGAUUGCACACUUUAAUAAAGGCCCUACAACCGACGCAUCAACACAGCGAAAAAGUCCAUACUCUUUAUCACGCGUUACACGAAAAGAUUAACGCACAACAAGAGCCAGUGGUUCAAGCUGAUAUGGAUAUCGAUAUAAAUUCUCCGUUAAUGAGUGUACCAACACCAGCGCCAUAUCAUCAUACGUUAUAAAAGGAUUAUGAUUUUUUUUGCCGAAGAUAUCAAACUAUUACCUACGUUACAUUUUAGUUUUUAUUUUAAAGAUUAAGUGAAAUACAUAUUCUUAUUUACAAUGAUUUUUUCAAUAUUUAUAACUUAAAUUUGAUUCGCAUAAUAAACUAAUUAAAACUAGA